GCGAUUCCCGUUGUUCUGCGAUUGUCCAAUUGACUGCGCCGUAGGGACCUGUUUCUAAACUGGAGAGUGAUUGGCUGAGUGUUUGCUGGGUGCUGAGUCCCUUGGUUGAGGUGCAGCUUUCCGCUUCAUCGAUUGGAAAAUGUUGGUGCUGGUAUUGGGAGACCUUCACAUUCCCCACCGCUGUAAUACAUUGCCAGCCAAGUUCAAGAAGCUGUUGGUACCUGGUAAGAUCCAGCACAUCUUGUGUACAGGAAAUCUUUGCACUAAAGAAAGUUAUGAUUACCUUAAAACACUGGCUGGGGAUGUCCACAUUGUCAGAGGAGAUUUUGAUGAGAACCUGAAUUACCCAGAGCAGAAAGUGGUAACAGUGGGGCAAUUCAAAAUUGGUUUGAUUCAUGGUCACCAGGUAAUUCCCUGGGGUGAUAUGGCUAGCUUGGCUCUGCUGCAACGACAACUGGAUGUAGACAUCCUAAUUUCUGGUCACACACACAAGUUUGAAGCCUUUGAGCAGGAGAGCAAGUUCUAUAUCAAUCCAGGCUCUGCCACAGGCGCGUGCAAUGCACUGGAAGGUAAUAUCAUCCCUUCAUUCGUAUUGAUGGACAUUCAAGCAUCCACAGUAGUCACUUACGUUUAUCAACUGAUUUCUGAUGAUGUAAAAGUAGAACGAAUUGAAUACAAAAAAUCCUAAAUUUGUCUUGACUGCUUUUUUUUACAGUUUCAUUCCUUGUUCCUUUUGAGUCAUUUUUUUCCUUAACAAGUCUUUAAAUGUAUUAUAUUGUGAAUUGUAAGUUUUAGUUCCUCUAGUACCAGUUCUUAACUAUUCCAGCGAUAUGAAAGGAACCUUAUUGCACACAAGUGAUGUAAGGUUAGUUUAGAUCCUUGCUGAAAAGGGUGCUAUAUUCUUGAAUUACUGAGUUUUCAGUCCUGUAAAUAUUUCCUUUCAAUGCUUACAAUAAUGGAAUUAGUGUAUCAUGUAAUAAGCAUGAAAUUCUUUGCCAAAGGUUUUUGUUUCUGCCUUUGUUUGAAGCUCCACUGUUCCAUGUAAAAUGUUUAUCAUCCUUCCCAUAAACUCUAAUAAAUGUGAUUUCAAAUGCUAACAUUAUUUUGCUGAAGAAAAUUAAUUAUAUAGGAAACAAUGAAUUGAAAUGUAAUUGUGUGCAUUUCACAAUCUUUUUGUGACAGACUUCAUAAAUUGCUUUAUACUUUCCUAUUAACACUUGGCUAAUCCAUGUCUGUGUAAUUAGAAUCGAAAUACGGUUUCAGUUAUAGCCCUGUGUAAUUAACUAAAUCUGUUCAUUAAAACUAAAUCGUUGAUGGA
Molecule: messenger RNA, 1318 nt
Organism: Carcharodon carcharias (great white shark)
Lineage: Eukaryota; Metazoa; Chordata; Chondrichthyes; Lamniformes; Lamnidae
Gene: vps29
Product: VPS29 retromer complex component
Exons: 4
Coding region: 140-688 (182 amino acids)
Biological process (GO): retrograde transport, endosome to Golgi; intracellular protein transport
Cellular component (GO): retromer complex; endosome
Source: RefSeq, a predicted model, not a curated record